CAGCGCUCCGGCUCAUUCAGAGAUUGUGGAAAAGAAACUGGAUACCGGUAACUCGAUAUCGCUACUCUUGAUCCCAGCGCUCCGGCUCGUGCCUCUGCGAGCCCGCAGCCUGCACAAGCCUGUGUUUUCAUACUCCACAACUGUUACCUGCUGGUGUUUGCAGACGAGAGCGGCACUCACUGAUUACUACCCAGAGUAGAGAGAGUUGUGUGACGAAGAGACAGACAAGCAGAAUACAGUUUGGCAAAGAACGAGGAAGGCUGAAAGCUGCUCAAUAUAAUUAUUAUGGCAUUGCUCCAUGUAGCGUAUACACGUGUGUGAUCGGGAGCAGAGAGAUUCAUUCUGGAGAACACAGGCUGAUAGAGGGCUAGGGCACACACGGGGCGAUUGUGGAGUGUGUCACGGUGCGCUACGUUGUGACAGAGACCAGGAGGGAGAGGACAGCUUAGCCAGCGGUCACUAUGUCACAUGGAACAUUCAACUCACAGUGGCAUGAGACAGCCUAUGGUCUGUUUGACUUGCUGGAGGUAGAACAGCCAACAGUGGAGCGCAAGCCACAGAAAAGCAAAGUGAAAGUAUCUCAGCUGCUAGGUCGGCUCUAUGUGAAGUACCUUCAGAACUUCCACAGCAUGGAGGAGUGCUAUGAUCAGAUUGUACAUCCACAAAAGCGACGUGUCAUUCGCCAUUGCCUGGACGGCAUAAUGGGAAGAAUUCUGGAGAUCAAGAAUGAACUGGUGAAUCUUGAAAUGUCUGAGUUCCAGUUCCUGGAUGACAUCAUCCUGGACAUGAAGCUGACACCGGACAAAAUGGAGAUGCCUAUACCGUACUACUUCAUGCACGGUGACUCGGCUGAGCCACUGAAGGACCGGGACAAGAGGCUGGCAGCCAUGCUGGCAAAGAUCGCCCCGGAGAAGCCAGCUUCAACAUCAGAGAAAGCAGAGCCACAGAUGUUGACAGAAGAGGCCAUUCGUAUACUUCAGAUCCAUGAGCGUGCACGACAAGGAAGAUUGCGAGCAAAGUUCAUGAAAGAAAUCAGGUCACAAGAGGAACGGGAGCGACUGCAGCAGAUGCGAGGAGCGCCUACGCUUGAUCCUGAUGUUGCUGCCACGAAAAUACAGAAGGUGUUUCGGGGAUUUGCACAGCGUAAGAAGACGUUGGUAAUGCGAGAAGAAGAACUGGCCUUUCUGGGAAUGGUUCGGAAGCCUGUCCCCGUUGACAAGAAAGAAGCAGUGGAGUACACAGCUAACACUAGGGUGAAACGUCGGUUGAUCCAGGAGCAAUUCGAGAGUGAAUUCCAAUCGGCGUUGGUGACGGUGAAAGACAAGCUGCGUGAUGUUGAAGGACCUGACAUGCGUGAGGGCAUGCAAGAUCAGAUCCGCCAGUGGUUCCUGGAAGUCAGAGACACAACAGGGAAAUUUCCUGAGUACCCAACUGAGGAGGAAGGCGGCUCAGCCAGUAUUUUCCAGAAGGUCACAGAGACUGGCGAGCCCAUUGCACCACCGGAUGAAGGCAAGAAGAAGGGCAAGAAAGGCAAGAAAGGCAAAAAGGGGAAGAAAGACAAGAAGGACAAGAAAGGAAAGGGCAAGGGAAAGGGAAAAGGCAAGAAAGGAAAAGGAGAGGAGGAGGAAGACCCCGGAUGGACUAUGCCACCAUCACUUUUCACAACAACUGUUGCCGAAGGUUGCCAUGACUACAGAAAUAUGUGGGAGAUGCGUGAAGAGAAGGACAACUUUCAGCAGAAGCAUGAUGUCGAAUUGAUCAAGGAAAAGAAACGCUCUGAACUGGAGACGGAGAUCCGACAGCAGGUUGACGAGGUCAUGCGCGAUGAGCUCGCAAAGCUGAAACUGGCGAUUGACAAGGAGAAAGCCAAAGCUGGAAAGAAGAAAGGCGGAAAGAAGAAGAAGAAGGCAAAGAAGGGCAAGAAGGGGAAGAAGGGAAAGAAGGAGAAGGAUCUAACUCCAGACAGGACAAUUGACUCGCUCUAUGAGCAGCUAGUGGGUGAUGGUGUUGUCGUCAGAGCUGCGAAAACACAAAUGACCGAAUAUCUUGGCGAGUACAGUUACCUAGGCUCAACUUUGCGAUCUGCAGGCAUAGAGCCAAUGCCAUCCUUGUCAGAGAUCAGACGUGUUGUCACCGAGUACUGCAUUCUACCAAUGGGUUCACAGGCCGUGCAUGAGAAAGCCCCCCACAUCAAGUCUGUAGCUUUGCUUGGCCCACACGGCACAGGCAAGCGUAUGCUGGUCAACAUUGCCUGCAGCGAGACCGGUGCCAACCUCUUUGACCUGUCACCAAUCAACGUAGCCGGCAAGUACUCUGACAAGAAGAACACGGCACUGCUAGUACACAUGGUGUUCAAGGUUGCCAGAGCCCUUCCUCCCAGUGUUGUGUACAUUGGAGACUGUGAGAAGUCGUUCAUGAAGAAGAUACCGAAGACAGACACAACAGAGUGCAAGCGCUUCAAGAAGGAGCUGCCGAAAGUGCUCAAGUUCUUGAAACCAGAAGAUCGUGUUCUGGUACUGGGCACGUCGUGUGUACCAUUCAAUGCCGAUACCAAGCCAUUCUGUGGCAUGUACCAACGGCUGAUUCUUAUCCCACGGCCGGACUAUGCCUCAAGAAGAGCAAUCUGGCAGAAGCUGAUUGAGAAGUAUGGCCGGCUGUCAGCCCAGCUUGACUUGAGCUGUCUGGCUAAGAUCACAGAUGGAUAUACACCAGGUCACAUGAUGACCGCUGUACAAGCAGUACUCAACGACAGGAGAAUCUCACAACUGCACAAGAAGCCCCUGGAAGCAUCAGAGUUCAUUCCAGCCUUAGCCAAGCUGGAGCCAGUGUACAAGGAAGAAGAGAUACAGUUCAAGACUUGGUUUGAAAAGACACCGCUUGGUAAGAAGAGACUGAAGGCGAUGAAGGGAGAUGGAGAUGACGGUGGUGCGGGUGGAAAGGGCAAGAAAGGCAAGAAGGGAAAGAAGGGAAAGAAGAAGAAAUAGAUGUCUGGUUGCAAGCUGCUGCUGCUGUCUGCUGCCUGAGUGGCACAAUUAUAAGAUUGGAUCUUGCCAGCAAGAAACUUCAUUAUUAUUACUAUCACCGCUGUUCUACAAGUAGCAUUGUUGAAGAUGUUAUUUUAGUUUUAUAUUAUCAAAUAUAAGAUUGUACUACAUGUAUGUUCAUACUGCUUGAUAUCAUACUGCUUGAUAUCAUACUGCUUGAUAUCAUACUGGUUGAUAUCAUACUGGUUGAUAUCAUACUGGUUGAUAUCAUACUAGUUGAUAUCAUACUGCUUGAUAUCAUACUGGUUGAUAUCAUACUGCUUGAUAUCAUACUGGUUGUUGAAUGUCAAUUUCAAAGGGCUCUCUUGUGCUCACCUUGAUAUCAGGGCGACACAUACCUGCAUUCCACACUUCACUGGUCACACAACAUGACUUUGAAGUUUGAACAUCAUUAUUACUAUGAUACUAGCAAUCAUCACCAA
Messenger RNA from Sycon ciliatum, 3466 nucleotides. Its product is annotated as dynein regulatory complex protein 11-like. Gene Ontology annotation, molecular function: ATP hydrolysis activity; protein binding; ATP binding. The transcript has 27 exons. The record is from RefSeq and is a predicted model, not a curated record. NCBI's taxonomy places the organism in Eukaryota, Metazoa, Porifera, Calcarea, Leucosolenida, Sycettidae. Bases 462 to 2984 code for a protein of 840 amino acids.